Molecule: messenger RNA, 1328 nt
Organism: Daucus carota subsp. sativus
Lineage: Eukaryota; Viridiplantae; Streptophyta; Magnoliopsida; Apiales; Apiaceae
Product: short-chain dehydrogenase TIC 32 B, chloroplastic
Exons: 8
Coding region: 198-1157 (319 amino acids)
Source: RefSeq, a predicted model, not a curated record
UUGACGGUAAAAAUAAAUAGGUGGUCUAUAUAUACACAUCAUAUCAUGAAUGUCAGCUCUUAUCUCUGCUACCAGUAUAAGCUAAACAUCUCUGUGUCUCUCCUCUCCUGCCCAUCUCUCUAUACUCCUUUUGCAUAUCUCAUUCAAGAGCCAGAUACAAACACACAUAAUAAUAUAGAAAAGAAACAAGGCAGAACAUGGGUAUAUUUUCAUUGAUGACAGGAAUGGCAGGAGCAAGCGGCUUCGGAUCUGCUUCAACUGCUGAACAAGUCACUGACGGAAUCGAUGCUUCCAAUCUCACUGCCAUCAUAACCGGAGGGGCAAGUGGAAUUGGGUUUGAGACAGCAAGAGUAUUGGCACUGAGGAGAGCUCAUGUGGUAAUAGCAACGAGGAAUGUAGAGGCUGCAAAUGAAGCAAAACAGCUUAUUCUUAAAGAACAAGAAAAUGCUCGCGUCGAUGUUCUUAAACUUGACCUAUGCUCCAUCAAAUCCGUCAGGGCAUUUGCUGAUAGCUUCAAGGCUCUUAACCUUCCGCUCAACAUUCUCAUAAACAAUGCUGGCAUUAUGUUUUGCCCUUACAAACUUUCAGAAGAUGGGAUUGAGAUACAAUUUGCAACAAACCAUCUGGGGCAUUUCUUGUUGACAAACCUACUACUGGACAAGAUGAAGGAGACAGCAAAAUCUACAGGUGUCGAAGGAAGGAUUGUGAAUCUAUCUUCGAUAGCUCACCAGCAUACUUAUUCUGAAGGAAUACUAUUCGAAAAGCUCAAUGACGAAAAGAGUUAUUCGGACAAAAAGGCAUAUGGACAAUCGAAAUUAGCUAAUGUAUUGCAUGCUAAUGAGCUGUCUCGACGUCUACAGGCGGAGGGAGCAAAUAUUACUGUGAACUCGGUGCAUCCAGGAUUGAUCAUGACAAACCUCUUUAAGUACUCAACCGUUCUGUUCAAAAUUCUUAAGAUGGUAACUCCUCUCAUCUGGAAGAAUGUCCCACAGGGGGCAUCCACGACUUGUUACGUAGCUCUGCACCCUAAUUUAAAAGGUGUGAGUGGGAAGUAUUAUCAGGACUGUAACGAGUGGCAGCCAAGCAAAUUUGCAACGGAUGAGAAGUUGGCCAAAAAACUCUGGGACUUCAGCAACAAGCUGGUUAACUCUGUUUGAUUAUGUGUCAGAUAUGAAUCUAUGCACAACUACUAUGUGAAGGUGUCUAAGUCCUUGAGUAACUUGCUGAGUGAUGCUUCUGCUUGAAUUAGUAGUUUGGGUGUGUACUUUGAUAAAAAUUUGAACUUGUAAAACUUGUGUAAUGUACAUCAGAAUUGUGUGUUUCCAUUA